CUCUGACAGGUCCUUCUGCCCCGUCUGGCACGCAGACAGACAGGCACACGCGCCGGGCGAAAGCGUGCAAGUGUAAGCGUGCGAAAGCGGGAAAAUGAGGAUCAGACGUGGCAGAUGAGAGGAGAGGGAUGAAGACCGGGAUGAAGACCGGGAUGAAGGCCGGGAUGAAUCCGCAUCCGAAGAGAGGCUGCUGCCGGCGUCUUCGGAUCAGCGAAGACAAUGCCCGUUUCCUUCUUCUCGGAGUCGUCCUCAUCAUUUAUCUUCUCUCCGGGGCUCUCUUGUUCCAAUUCCUGGAACAGGACGAGGAGGUGCGCAUGAGGAAGCGAUACUGGGAGGCCUACGAUCACUUUCUCUCCCGAUUCGAGCAAAAUCAGGCGAGCAUGUCGGACGUGGAGGUCCUGAUGGAGGCAUACAGUCAGGCGAAGGUGAGCGGGAUGCUGAACGGCACCCGGCCGAGGUGGGACUUCCUGGGGUCCUUCCACUUCGUCGCCACCAUCGUCUCUACCAUCGGAUACGGAGCGACGACACCUCAAAGCAACGUGGGGAAAGUGGCCGUCAUGUUCUACGGAUUCCUGGGCUGUUCCGGAGGGAUCUUGUUCUUUAAUCUCUUCCUGGAACGAAUCAUCACUUUCCUCGCAUUUCUUCUCCGCACUUACCACGUACGAGAGUUGCGGAAAUUCAGAAGCCGUCGAGUCUCGGUCUCGUUCAGCAAUAAUCCGGGGUCGGGAGACAAAAGACGAGCGUCUCAGGACUCGGUCUUGGAGACGGAAGACAGUCUGGAGAACUGGAAACCCAGUGUCUAUUGGGUGAUGGUGUGUCUGUUGGGGAUCGCCCUCGUGAUUGCCACUGGGGUUUCCGCCAUGUAUUCUCCGUUGGAGGGGUGGACAUACCUGGAAUCCAUCUAUUUCUGCUUUGUCACCUUUGCCACGAUCGGAUUCGGGGAUUUCGUGUCGGCUCAAAAGCCGGAAUACCCUAACGAGGCCUUCUAUCAUAUGGGCAACUUCCUGUGCCUCACGUUCGGCUGCUGCUGUAUCUAUUCCCUCUUCAAUGUGAUAUCGAUCGUCAUCAAACAGUUCCUCAACUGGCUCAUCAAGAAGCUGGACCUUCAGUGCAAGUUUCACAAGGGGAAAAAGUCCAGCCCGAGCCAUUUGGGAAGGCGAUUCCCGAAGCCGAAAAUUUCGAAGAAAACCACGGAGCAAGACGUGGAUUCCGUCUACGAUUCCGGGAGUGAAGAGGGCUCGGAUGAAAUGAUCUCGACUCACGUGAAGAGCAACAAGUUUUCGUUGGCCGUCCUCCAGAAACAGUUGUACGAGACUGCCCAUCAUCACCAUCACCACCACCAUCACCACCACACGGUGGUCGUGUCGCAGCCGCGGACUCCGACCGGGAGUUUCACGCCCGGCACCGUCGGACCGCUCGCCAUCGUCACGCAGAAGUUGGAGGGAGAUAGUGUUUAA
Messenger RNA from Darwinula stevensoni, 1457 nucleotides. Lineage: Eukaryota; Metazoa; Arthropoda; Ostracoda; Podocopida; Darwinulidae. The record is from the annotation of a GenBank genome assembly.